This is a messenger RNA of Myiozetetes cayanensis, 15307 nucleotides long. RefSeq names its product insulin receptor substrate 2 (gene IRS2). NCBI's taxonomy places the organism in Eukaryota, Metazoa, Chordata, Aves, Passeriformes, Tyrannidae. Gene Ontology annotation, molecular function: insulin receptor binding; phosphatidylinositol 3-kinase binding. The record is from RefSeq and is a predicted model, not a curated record. Gene Ontology annotation, cellular component: cytosol; plasma membrane. Bases 368 to 3898 code for a protein of 1176 amino acids. The transcript is spliced from 2 exons. Gene Ontology annotation, biological process: insulin receptor signaling pathway.
UCUUUAGUUGGGGCACUCGCAGCGCGAUGUGUUACUUACGGCGAAACUCCCGCCGGCGCCGGCAGCACCAGCGGCAGCGGCGGCCCGGGAGCGGCAGCGGCGCUGCCGGUACCCGAGCCGGGAAGGACGCCGGGCGGCCGUCGGCAACACCCGCUGCCUAGAGGCGACAGCGGAGGACCCCGCUGCGGCUCCGGGCAGCCGUGUUCUUCUACGGAGGAAUAACUUUAUUUUACCCGCUUCUCUCCAUUCUUUCUUUAUUUUUUCUUUUUCUUCUUUUUUGUCCCCGCGGCGCUCGGUUCCCGGAUCCGUUCGGCGUCGGCGGCAGCAGCGAGAGGAGCCGGGCGGUGCUCCCGGCGCGGGGCUGGGGAUGGCGAGCCCCGCCGUGCUGGGGCUGCUGCCCCCCCUGAGCUCCCCGCCCGGCCCCAACCUGAACAACAACAACAACAACAACCAGGGCGUGAGGAAGUGCGGGUACCUGCGCAAGCAGAAGCACGGCCACAAGCGCUUCUUCGUGCUGCGCGGCCCGGGCGGCGGCGGCGGGGAGGAGGCGGGGGGCGCCCGGCUGGAGUACUACGAGAGCGAGAAGAAAUGGAGGAACAAGUCUGGGGCACCCAAGCGGGUGAUCGCCCUGGACUCCUGCCUCAACAUCAACAAGCGGGCGGACGCCAAGCACAAGUACCUCAUCGCCCUCUACACCAAGGACGAGUACUUCGCCGUGGCUGCCGAGAACGAGCAGGAGCAGGAGGGCUGGUACCGGGCUCUCACCGAUCUGCUCAACGAGGGCAAGGCGGCCUGCCAGGGGUCCCCCCACCGCCACCUCGCCUCCCCCUUCUCCGCCUCCUGCGGCGCGGCCGCCGCCUCUCUGGCCGCCGCCGGGGAAGACCUCAACUACGGGCUCAUCGCGCCGGCAACCGCUGCCUACCGGGAGGUCUGGCAGGUGACGCUGAAGCCCAAGGGCUUAGGGCAGAGUAAAAACCUCACUGGCGUCCACCGGCUCUGCCUCUCGGCUCGCACCAUUGGGUUCGUGCGUCUCAACUGCGAGCUGCCCUCGGUCACGCUGCAGCUGAUGAACAUCCGCCGCUGCGGCCACUCCGACAGCUUUUUCUUCAUCGAGGUGGGGCGCUCAGCCGCCACCGGCCCCGGCGAGCUCUGGAUGCAGGCGGACGACUCGGUGGUGGCCCAGAACAUCCACGAGACCAUCCUCGAGGCCAUGAAGGCGCUGAAGGAGCUGUCCGAGUUCCGGCCUCGAAGCAAGAGCCAGUCGUCCUCCUCGUCUUCCUCCGGGGGGGCCGGCGGGCUCGGCGGCAGUAGCGCCUCCGCCACCCACCCCAUCACCGUCCCCGGUCGCCGGCACCACCACCUGGUCAACCUGCCUCCCAGCCAGACCGGCCUCCUCCGCCGCUCUCGCACCGAUAGCCUCGCCGCCGGCGCCGGCACCAAGUGCACGCCGUGCAGGGUGAGGACGGCCAGCGAGGGUGACGGCUGCCGGGUGGGUUCGGCAGCCGGUAGCCCUAUGAGCCCGGGCCCCGUGCGGACUCCCCUGAGCCGCUCGCACACGCUCAGCAGCGGCGGAGGCCGGCAGGCGGGGAAGCUGCUGCCGGUGCUGGCCGGCGGCGGGCUGCAGAGCAGCCGCUCCAUGUCCAUGCCCGCCUCCCACUCGCCCCCCUCCGCCACCAGCCCCAUCAGCCUGUCCUCCAGCAGCGGCCUCGGCUCCGAGACUGUCCACCCGCAUCACCCUCAGCGCCCGUCCAGCGGCAGCGCCUCUGUCUCCGGCUCCCCCAGCGACGCCGGCUUCAUGUCCUUCGACGAGUACGGCUCCAGCCCGGGCGGCGACCUGCGGCCCUUCUCCUCCUCCUCCACCGCCAGCAACCGCAGCAACACCCCCGAGUCGGUGGCCGAGACACCCCCGGUGCGGGACCCAGGGGGCGGCACCGAUCUCUACGGCUACAUGGCGAUGGAGCGGCCCCCGAGCGGCCGCCUCUGCUACCGGCCCUGCCCCGACGCCGCCGGCGACAGGUGCCAUCGAAAGCGGACCUAUUCCUUGACCACGCCGUGCCGGCAGCGACCCGCCCCGCCGCAAGUCUCCUCGGCCUCCCUCGACGAGUACACGCUGAUGCGCGCCACCUUCGCCGGCAGUGCCGGCCGCCUCUUCCCCUCCUGCCAAGCUGGGGCUUCCCCUAAAGUGACCUACACCCCGUACCCCGAGGACUAUGGGGACAUCGAGAUCGGCUCCCACCGCAGCUCCGGCAGCAGCAGCACAAAUCUGGGGCCGCCGCCAGCGGGUGGUGGUGGGGGAGAUGAUGAUGGCUACAUGCCCAUGACCCCCGGUGUGGCCGCAGCCUUAGGGCAGGGAAGCCGGGGCAGUGAUGAUUACAUGCCCAUGAGCCCCACCAGCGUGUCUGCCCCCAAGCAGAUCCUGCAGCCCCGGGCAGGGGUGGGGAGUGGGUCCCCUGGGAACGGGAGCAGCUACAAGACCAGCUCACCUGGGGAGAGUUCCCCUGAUGAUAGUGGGUACAUGCGGAUGUGGUGUGGCUCCAAGCUAUCUGUGGAGAGCUCAGAUGGAAGGCUGAGUAAUGGUGACUAUAUCAAUAUGUCCCCUCGGGACCCCCAGCAUGUGCCCCAGGUUCCCUCCCUUACCCCCCCAGACUUCUUUUUCACCCCAUCAGGGCAUGGGUCCAGCGAGCCCUCAAAGCCCGGCUGCUAUUCAUACAGCUCCUUACCCCGCUCCUACAAGAGCCAGGGAUUGGCGAAGGACAGUGACCAGUAUGUCUUCAUGAACUCCCCAGGGAGGAUGAUCCCAGAGGAGGUGGGGUGCGGAGUGGGCCAGUCGCCUGCCAGCACCUUCACCCCAUCCAGCCACACGGUGCCUUCACCUCUGCGGCACAGCCGGACCGAGAGCUUUCUGAGCCAGCGGUGCCAGCGGGCAGCCCGACCCAGCCGCCUCUCUUUGGAGACCUUGCGGACGGUGCUGCCCAGCAUGAAUGAGCACCCUCUGCCGCCUGAGCCCAAGAGCCCUGGCGAAUACAUCAACAUUGACUUUGGGGAUGCUGCUGUCUAUUCUUCCCCCUCACUGCCUGCUGACAGCCCAGCCUCCUCCCUGGGCUCAGGCACAGGGCAGAGGCGCUCCCCGCUCUCUGACUACAUGAACAUGGACUUUGGGUUACAGUCGCCCUCCCAGUCAGGCGUGGUCUCAGUGGGCUCUUUGGAAGCUCUCUCACCCAGCUCUUCUUCCAGCACCAGCCAGCCCAACGGGCGCUACCUGAAGGCGGCUGUGGGGGUGGCUUGUUCAUCCAGCCCGUCAGAUGGUGGGGAUUACACUGAGAUGACCUUUGGCAUGGCCACCACGCCACCCCAACCCAUUUUUCAGAAGCCAGAAAGUGCCCGGGUCGCCAGCCCCACAGCUGGGGUGAAGAGGCUCACUCUCUCUGGGGUGGAGGCUUUCAUUCUCUCCAGCCCUCCCCCAGACCCCAACCGGGGGGCCAAAGUCAUCCGGGCAGAUCCUCAGGGGCGGAGGAGACACAGCUCAGAAACUUUCUCCUCCACCACCACUGUGACCCCAGUGUCCCCUUCCUUCGCACACAACCCCAAACGACACAACUCGGCCUCAGUGGAGAAUGUGUCCCUCAGGAAAAGCGAAGGCCUGGAGGAGGAGCAGGGUAGCAGUCCCAUGUGCCGGGAGACCUCAGCUGGCUUCCAGAAUGGCCUCAACUACAUCGCCAUUGAUGUGGUGGACGGGUCCCUGGCAAACUGUGACAAAUCCAGGUUGAAAGCCAGGCACCUCCUAAAUGGGGGCAUCAAUGGAGUAGAGAUGAGCGCCUAUGCCAGCAUAGACUUUCUGUCUCACAACCUGAAAGAAGCAAGUGCUGUGAAAGGAAGUACAGGAAGAUGGAAAAGAUGAGAGAUCCACCGUUUGCAGAGCAAGCUUUGAACCUAAUUAAGACGAGAGGAUUGUUGAAUGCAAUGUCAGAGUUUGAAAGGAUGAAGGCUUAUUCUGAAUGACUGGAAGGGUUGAGGGCAGAGCCUUAUUUCUGUCUUGCUUUUAGUUUUCUGGGGUCGUUUUUAGGAUCCCUGUGGCUUGCCCGAGCCCGGUGUGGAUGCUGCAGCCCCCGCUCUCCUUGCCCGGCCUUGGGAUGGCGUUCCCGGGCGCCAGCAGACGAUCACGCCCCUUUGCUUUGCAAACGGAUUUUUCACAAAAACGAGGAGCUUUUCUUGAGCCACCUACAGCCCCAACUGCAAACCAAGCCCGGUGUUGGGAAAGAGCUAUUUCCACAGCAUUCCCCAAACUGCUGACCCUAAGGCGGGAGGAGGGGGCGGGGGAGGGCGGGCACCGGUUACCGGGAAAACCCGGCGCGGGAGCGCGGCUGGCAUCCCGGCGACACGCGGGAAUGGGAGAGGCCGCCGGUCAGAUAAGGAGGGGGGAACGACCGCUGUCCUUCCCAUCCAGUAAACAAGAGGAUAAUGCAGCCGUGUUAAUGUGGUACUCGGCGUACAGCGGAGAGGGCUCAGUGCUGCUGCGUGUGUUUGUCCAAGGAUGGUUACAGGCUUGCCUUAUUUUAAUAUUUAAUCUGCAUGCGUGUUUGUUUUUCCUCUUUCCCGUAAGCUUCUAAACGCAGGUCACCUGGAGAAGUGGUGCGGGGAGGCUCGUUGGGAUUGACCGGCUCUGUAGGAGGUGGGCGGAGAAUCUCCAGCACCUCGUUCCCCUGAGAGGGGUGCCAGCCUGAGGGGUGCACUCAGGGGUGCAGGGAUAAAUGAAUGUAACAGAGUCAGGCUAAAGGUGGUAAGGAAGAACCAAUGGUGUGCAGGGUUGGGUACCAAAAUUGAGACAUCAAGUUAAUUGCACUUGUGGUAGUCGAACUGGGAAAGUCAUAGCAUGGGGAAAGAGAAAUACAUCACAAAGGACUUUAUUGGUUUAACUUGAAUCAAAGCAUAAACUUUUGCAAAUGUCCUAGUUUCCCUUUUGGUUUUCAUUGGGAUUUCACACCAGAGUUUGUUUAGAGAAGGACUCCUGCCACCGUUUAAAAAGGUCAACCAAUAUUGUGCUGAUGUACUUGAAUUUCAAACAUUGUGAUUUGGGAGGCUACUAAGAAUUUCACGUUUUAUAGAGAAACACAUUCAAUUUAAAGAAAACAGUAUUUUGCAUAUAAGCAAGAUUAUUUUAACAGUAGUAAUGCAGGUGAGAGUUAAGAAAAUCUAAUUCUGUAAAAAUGGUUUGCAAAAGAGAGAGCUUAUAUAAUCAGUGUUGUUUGUUUAGUUGUUUGCACUUUUCAGAUUUUGUUUUUAACUGCAUUAGAAAAGCGAGAAGCUUUACUUCUUUGAAAAACAAGUAUAGUUCCUAGUAAUUUUAAAACAAUGAAGAAUCUACAUAUUUUUAAUAUUUAGAACAGGAGACUCUGAGAUACAGAGUAUACAAACAAGCUCCUUAGUAAAUUAAUUAACAUUUUGAUUUGUGCAAAAUACAUGUAAAAAACCAGUUUGAAUUGUUCCUUAAGGUUUGUAGCAGUAGUUGUGUUUUCAUGUGGAUAAAUGUUUUGAGGGAAACUAUAUCAUUUAAAGAUGGCUGGCUUUCACGUGUAGCUUGUCUCUCUACAAUCAGUAACUUGCCUCUGCUGCAGGGAGUGCUGUGCUUUUGGAAAUCUCUGUCUAUAUUAUCCUGUCGUGGUAGAAGCAAGGAGUGCAUCCACAGCUGCUGUCAAAACAGAACAAUUAAGAGGUUGCUUGAAAUGAUAGUUUCAUUUAGUUUUACUGUGUUCUGAAAAUGUGAAAAUAUUUAAUAAUUGGAGAAACAAUUGCCUUCAUCUGAUAUGUAAAUAAAAUAAUACUGUUACUGGUUGAUUAAAGCUUGUUACUUGCUAAUAAUUAGCCUUUGUUCUUGAAUUAUGACUGGUUUUUUGCUUAAAAACAUAUGAACAGUGUAUGGAUUUAAUUAUUUAUGGAGAUGUUUACACUCUUUUUUUCAUAUAGUGCAAAUUAUUUAUUCCAGUAUAUUUAUGACAGAUUAUACCCAAUAAUGAUGUGACUUUUUAUGGUGGAUCUUAGUUCUCUUGAAGUCAAAUGGUAGUUUUGUCUCUGUCUUAAUGGGGAUUUUACCCUUUGUGUGUAAUCCUGAAAUUCUUAAGUAAGAUUCCCAUUAAAUUUAGUGGGUGUAUAGUAGGGAAUUUUGCUUAAUUGAAACCACCAGAAUUGGGUGGUUAAUCUUUAGUUAUGUUUUCUUUUCCAUUCACAGAGUGCUCUGUAGCUUUAACUUGUAAAUGUUUCUAGAAGUUGGUCAAGUUUUCUAAAAAUGGGCAGAUACUAUGUGUAAUGCUGCAAAAAAAGCUGAAGGUUCUUUUCCUCCCAUGUUAGUUUCUUUUGUCUUGAUUUGUUUAAAGAAGUCGUCAUCUGUAAUGCAUCUACUUAAGAUCGUAAUAAGGUGAUUUUGAUAAUCAUGACCCCCACUCCUGCCUUGUCAAUUAGCUUUCAGCUGUGUGAGGGUUUUAUGGUUGCACCUAAACAAUAAAAAGCCUAUGUUAAGAAAUCUCUUCUUGUGUCUUUCUAAUGCCAUUUUAGAUUGUUAAAGAAAUAACCUUUGCUUCCCUUUUCUUUGGGAUUACUUUGCACAGUGGGUUAUACUACUAAGUUGGUUUUUCUCUUCCUCUUCAUAUGCCAGCUGCCAUAAAGUUUUGGUUCUCAGAGUGACAUGAGAAUGUUUGUCUCUUUAGCAAAACUAAUAUUAACUGUAAAAUUACUUCUUCAAAAUAUUAAAAUAUAUGCUGUGUUAGAAAUCUAUACAGCUUUUAAAGUCUUUUUUUUUAUAAUAAAUCAGUUGUAGUAGUUUCUCUUAGUAUUAAGUUCUGUGAAGACAUCAAAACUAACAGCAGAAAGAAAUGAACUGCUUUUAAUAACUUACAUAGUUUGAUUUUUUAACUUACAGUAAGAAUUAAAAAUUUGAGGGGUUUUUUUUGCAACAUCUCAAAAUUCACUUAGUCUUUCAGAUAGCAUUUUACAGCUGACCAAACCAAAGUGCUUAUGUCUGAACCUAGCAGUGCCACUUGUGAAACAUGAAAUAUAAACUGAAAUUAUCUAACAUUAAAUAAAGCCUUUGGUAUUUUAAAUUAUGUUGAUUAUAGGGAUGUCAGCUUUUUACAAGCAGAUAGAAUAUUAAAACGCGUGACGUCUAUUAGACUUUUAUUCUUUACACUUUAUAGCUGUACUGCUUAUAGAAAGAAUGUCAUGGUUAUUUUGAGUCAUUUAAGAUAAAUUGUUAUAGACCAAGUUGAAUGGUGGGUUUGUUCUAAACUGAACCAGUACAGUCAUUGCUCAAGGCAGAGGAAAUGCUUUAGGUUGAUGAUUGCUUCUGAUUACUUGAUUUCUUUCAAGAUAGCUACAGAGACUAAUGUUGGUUUGUAAGUAAAAAGAAUAAAGGAGUGUUUGAACAGAAAGAGUAUUAGGACAUAUUUUCUAUGGUGGCAUUCUUUAUGUUUGGUGUGUUUUUUUUUUUAAUAAGGAGAGAAUAACGUGUUUUUUCACACUUGAUUUACUAUUAUUUUUAAAUAGCAUUAAGUACACUGGGAUGCUGAAGUAGUUUAUAAGUUGAAACACAGCAAGCAUCCAUUGAAAAAUUUAGUUAGUGUAUGUAAUCCAACUUCCAUCCCUAUUCAACAGUUAAAUGGCAGUAUAGUUACAUCCAGAUAUUGUCUGUCUAUAUCAGUUUUUAUCUAAAAGCACCAUUAAUAUAUUUCUUUUUAAAGUAAUAAACACCUGUGACUUUUUUUGUUCUGAUUUUGUUUAAGUAUUGUAUGCUUUUUGUACUAUUUGUCCGUAUGUUGUUUUCUUUGUGUUUGUUAGGUUAGUCAUGAUAUAGUCCAGCAGUUUUGUGGAAGUUUUAACACUAGGUUGGUGCAGUAUGUGUCAUAGCAAUUUAAAGUGAAUAUAUUGACUGAUAUGAUAAAUUUGGACAUGUAAUUAUGAGGGUUUCACAACUGUUUUUGUUGUAGUUCUGUAAAAUGUUUCCUUGAAGGGAUCUCUGUAAGCGUAGAAAACAGUACUAUCCCUUAAGUUUUUAGAAGACCGGAUAGUGACCCAAAAGUUCAGAUAUGUUUUCUUUGUGUGUUUGUUGUCUGGCAUGUAGUUAUUUUUAAAGUUUUUGUGCAUGUGCAUGUAGGGGGUCAAGAGUGGCAGCUUUGAAAAGCCAAGUUCAGCUGAGUAGUCCCCUUGCUGGUGGUUGUUGAAAAGGCUGGCUUUCCUACUGCAGACUUUUCAAAGGAAAAUUUUUUGUGGUUUUUUUGGUGUGUGUUGUUUUGUUGUUGUUUGAGUUUUUCUACGCUUAUGUUUGUGUCAACUGCCUUUAGCUAUCCAGCAUGUUGGCUUCUUGGAUUAGUCAGUCUGCUAGGCACUCUGGAGAACAUGUAGCAGUAAACAGAGCCAGCAAAGGUGACUGCUCCCACUGUCUUUUAAAUGGAAGUUAAAAAGCAGCAUGGAUUUUUUCCCUGGCAUCUCUGUCAGCUUUGGAGGAAAUCAGGAUUACUGGUUUAGAUUGUAUUUGCAGUUUACUCACUAAUAUAGGCUGAAUGAAUCCUUCAGUUGCAGGGUUGUAAAUGUUCGUAGUUAAAACAAGCUUUUAAGACUUAGGUAUUAUAAGCCUCAUCCAAACCACAGAGAAAUCAGUGCAGAGAUUGCUUACAUUUUUACAGAGGAUCACCUAAAAAUACAUUUCAUGGAAUGUUAAAGUGCUAACACAUACAGUAGCAUUUGAGGCUCACUCAAAGACAGCAGUAGUUUGUAAUCUCUGGGUUGCCAGUCAAAUGGUAAUGAGUAACUUUCCUGAAGAAUAGGUAAGUGCCUGAAUAUUUCCAUGGAGUUGUGCUAUUGCUUGGUACCUGAGGUGUCAAAUUGGCCACUAAAGUAGGAUUGUUUAGGAGAGUUGUUCAAUGCAAUGAUAAGAAAUCCCUUUAGAAAUUGAUUUAAAAGACCAAAGACAAUAGUUGGAGUUCUGUUACUAUUUUUGCCUUAAAAAAUAAUUUCCAAACAGAUGUUCUGAAUUUUUUAUCAAUGAUAAUAACCCCAAGUGGUGUAGGUGUAUCAAAAAUAGUAAUUUAAAAAAAUCCAGUUUUUGCUCUCAGUAAAGGGCUAUAUACUCUGGAAAGAGUUAUGAGGUAACAGUGGGGAGAUACUUCCCAGAAUAAACAUCUUUGAUACUAGGGUGUUUUCUUUUCAAAUCCAGAAUUGCCUGUCUUAGUUAAAUAAAAGUUAUUUUAGAGUGUGUGUUUUUACCUCAGUAAAUCAAUCACAAAACUAGUUAGGAAAAAAAAACCAACCCAAGCCACAAACCUAAAUCUGCACCUCUGAUAGUAACAUCUACAACUGCAGAAGGGUAAUGCAAUAGCUUUAUUGCGUAGAUUAGGAAUGAUUCAGUGUUUUGUUUACAUUAUUUGUCAAUCUCUUCAGCAUCCUAGAAGAGAACACUUCCUUCCUGGCAGAUGGCAGCCCCAGGGCCAUGCACCUGCCAUUACAAGCACUCUGCAGUAGUAAUCUAGCCCAGCAUCGCUGUUGACAAGAGGCUAAUGAUUGGAGACUGUUUGCCUGACAGCCUAAACAAAAUAGGAACCUAUUUGCCCUUCAGCAAGAGGCUGAGAAAUCUUAGGCAGGACAGUAUGCUGAAAAAUUAUAAUGGAAUUUGGAUUAGACCUCUUUGGUAGUGUUUUUAGUAUGAGCCACUUUUAAGAUAAUGAUGCUUCAAAAAGCAGUGUCUCAAAGAAGGGAUUUUCUGUUUCUCCAGCGGAGUGAUAACUGACUUUUCUUUAAUAGCUCAGUGUUGAUGGGAGGAAGGCUUGGCCUUGUGUGAUUUAGCUGGCUGUACCAGCUAUCCUCUGCGGCAGAGUCUGCUCUCGCUGCAAGCAGGGAGUUGGAUGUGCUUGCGCUUGUGCUUCUAACACCAUAAGUGGUGUUAGAAUGACAGAAUGUCUCUUUAAUUGUUUGAAUGGCGUGUUUGGUGCUUGCAUAAUGCAUUCCCAUUUCAGUAAUUUGAUUUGUAAUUUGAUAUGUUUUUAUUAUGUCAUUAGACGAGGAUCUCUUACUUUUGUUGUUGUUGUUCAUUUCUGUUAUACGUAUGUGUGUGUUUGUUUUUCUUUGAAACUAGUGUGGAUGAUGUUUCUAGGGGACACUACCCAAGGCAAGGGUAUCUUUGAACUAGGCCAGGAUGUUCUUUGCUAAAUUUAAAAACUACCCAAAUAUUACCCAGAGUUUGUAGGGUAUUAAGCAGGAUUACAUGACGCACGGAUUAGACAUUGUUGAGCAGCUUGUUUUUGUUGAAGGGGUCAGAAAUGGAGGCACUGGGGCUUUAGUGUGAUGCCAAAAUAGCAAACUUGCUGGUAAUCAGAAACAGCAGAAGCUUCUUAGAAACAGUAGAGCAUUGUGGAGAGUUUUCCAGGCUUUCCCAAGUGAUGCUUUAGUAAAGUUUGUUUGAUAUGUGGCAUGAUGAUGAGUGUAAGGUAUGAAACUUACUGUUCCAUUGAGUUUCAAAUUACAAAACUGUUUUACAGAUACCUUAAAGUAGAAUAAGAACACCACUUUAAGUGCAACGUGAGGCGCAGGACUUUGAUUCUCUUCAAAGACAAAUCAAUAAAUCAUUUCAUAACAGUGGAAAAAUUGUGUCAAUAAAAUAAGAUCAAAGCAGUUUUAUAUAUGCAUAGUUUCCUCUGAAGCAGUAUAUUAUUUAAAAAACAGUGUUUAAGGCAGUCAUAAUGUCCAGUUUAACACCUCAUUAAAUUGAUAAGGAUUGUCAAAUCAAUGUAUGGAAUGAGAAUUAGGAACAAGCUUUUGUUUUGGUUGAUAUGGAUCUAGGCUUUUGCUCACCAGAAGUCACAAGAUUGAUCGAACAAGACAUCUGACAAUCUUUUGGGGCAGAGUUAGGCUUAACUCUUACAUAGAAAACAGUGAUGUUGAAUAGAUGCUCAAGAACAAGAAAACUGAUAAUUUUGGCUUAGUCUUACUUCAUCGAUGAAGAUAAUUGAGGCUAUAGAAACUUAUUUGCAAUAACUGGUAAUGUUACAUUUCAGAUUAUUUAAAAGUAUUAGAGUAAAAUUGACAAACAGAUGCAAACCUAAUCAGUUUUCUAGUUAAUACAAAACUCUUACAUCACUGAGUCGACUGCUUUAACUACCAUGAUCUCUCCUGCGCUUGAAUUACUGAGAAGUUCAGGUGCGAAUUUUUUCUGUAGUCUUUUCAGUGGUUUCUCUGGUACUGAUUUUUCAAAAACUUCAGGAAUUGCUUUUUAGUUUACUUUAAAAGGCCAAAAGUUAGGUGAUGUGUCUAACCAAAAUUUUCACUUACACCUAAAAAAGACCUUUUGUGACAGAAUUUUGAGAUUUGGAAUGGAAAGGUGGAGGUAAAGUUCUUCUAUAAGGCAGUUGCACUCAGUUGUGCUCUAACAUUAUUCAUUUUUACAUCAUAAAAUUUUGGAAAAAUUUAUACGAGGGUGGGCUUGCAUCUUUUACAAGAGGUUUCAGUCUCAAGCAAUUAGUUCUGUCAAAUUUAAUGAAAUAUAACUGUAAUAAUACUGUCUCUUUAACGUAACCAAAAGUUAACGCUUUCAUUGUAACAAUCCUGUACAGACACAAUGAAGAUUUGUGUUGAUGAUUACUGUGAAAGUUGUUUGUGAACUACAAUGAGGCACUUUAUUAUGAAAUUAUUUACAACUAAUUAGUUUUGAUCUAGCACAGAACUUUGAACAUUUAUGUCUGGAUUUGGAAUCAGUCUUGUAUAACUUCAUGCAAAGUUAUCUAAUUCCUUGAAUGGUGAACUUACAGAAUUAGUGCUCGUGAUUUUAACAAUAGUUAUAGAAAAUUAACCAUUAGGAAUAAACAUAUACAUAUAUAAAGAUAUAUAUAUAUAUAUAUAUAUAUGAUCCUGAGGCACACAAUACUUGAAAGAAUUGAUUGUUAGUACUUACUGUUUUGUAAUCCCAAUAGGCUAGCAAUUACUCUCACAAAUACCAGAGAGAGACUUAACAUACUCUAAUGAGUGCUAGGAUAAUAUUGCUUUCUUUUGGAUAUCUACAGAAAGGUGACUUAUUAUACUUUUAUGUUUUAAUCUUUAAUUACCAAAUGAAAAUUCUGUCAAGAUAAGCUUUUACCUUUAACCACUGUAUUUUUAAAUAAAUGGUAGAUUGUGUGAGUUUUAAAUAAAUAAAUUGAUGGUACUUGGUUGUUGAAUGUUAGCCCUUAGGAUGAUUUCCAGAUACAAAUACACUGAUGUACUUCAACAGUGUAAGUGAUUUCUAGUCUGGGUCCUCUUCCCCUCCUCGCCCCCUAUGUAUGAGUAUUCAAGGGACAAUAAACUGAAAGAUUUUUAAGAUAUGGUAACAUGAGAUAGUACACCUCUUAUUUAAAAAAAAAAAAAAAAAACACAAACAACCAAACAAGUGACAACUUGAUAGUAGUGAAAUAUAAUUGAUUUUUAGUAGAACUAGGAUUCAGCUCUCAGGAUAUAAAUUGAUGGACUUGUGUUUUAGUAAAUGUACACUUGACUGUACUAGGAAGUGUAAACAAUAGCUUAGAUCUUGCAGCUUGAGUGAACACAGUCAAACUGUUGUACCUGAAUGCAGAGAGAGUGGGACUCUGCUGUGAAUGAGCUAUGUAGGAUGUUUGUAUACCAGGCUGCUGUUUGAUGGAGUCAUUGUUAGAGGUCAUCUAGAGAGUCUUCUGAGUCUGAAAUUAAAUAAUUCCUUAAUUCUUGAGUCUGCUUCAUCUGUCAUGAAUAUGACAAACUUUAACUUGCCAUACUGGCCACGUGGAUGCUAUGUUGUUAUAUUAAGAGAAAAUGCUGCAGCAUUUUCUAUUCCUCUCACUCCUCAAGAGAUGUUUUCAGUUUUCUUUAUUCUCAUAGUUUGGCUGUUGUUGCUUUUACAAGGUGACAACAUUUCAUCCAUACUCUUCUUAAAAAACAUACUGGGAGUUAUUUACAUGAUAUUUUGUGUCAUGUAGGCUCAGGCAUGUAUUCUAGUUACUUUGCUAAAGAAUAGUAUUGAUUUAGUGCAGCUUGCACUGCUUCUUUAAUAAAGCAUAGAAGAAACAGAAUGAAGGUUUUAUAAUAAAAAUGGUGCUGGGACUUAGAACAUGUACAUAGGAAAUACUGGGCUCUAUUGAGGAGUGAUUGCAUAGGAAACAAUUUUAAACUCUCCACUUUAGUCAGGGGACUCUUUUAUCAGGCACUUCUUUUUUUUUUUUUUUUUUUUUUUUUGCUUGUCUUUCUGAGGCAUUUUCCUAUAUGUUUUGUAUUAGGCUACCUGAGCAGCUGACUCUUCUUCAUUCUACUCUGGAGGCAAAGUUCUCAAAGUUCUGCUGAAGAUGGCAAAACAGUAGACAAGUCUUUUCUUGAAACUUUAUGUUAAAUUUCUUGUUUGCAAUAUAUUUUUUUAACAUGUAAUCACAUUCUUUUAUUGGACUGUGAAGUGGCUUUAGCUAUGUAUAGCUAUGUUUUUCUCUGUGUGUGUGCACACCUGAGUAAGAUUUUACUUUUGAUUCUGUAGUCAAACAUUCCAAUAUGUCUCAAAAUAUAUUAACUUAUUAUUUGCAUUAGAUACACUUUAUUCCUCUAGGUAAGAAGUAGCCUUGUUUGUAUUUGAUACAUAAAAGCCUGUUGUCUCAUCAGUUCAGAAAAGCACCACGCUAAAAACAAUUAGCUUUGGUAAUUGCCAGUAGGAGGAGAAACUUGUCCAAAUUCCAUGAUUUAGUUCAGGAAAAACAUUGAAAAUAAGUGGUACCAUUCUGUACAGGAUGUAGUAUACCAUGGCUAUAACUGUUGGAAUGAACAGCAUUGCCAUCUAUCUUUUAAAUCUGAAAUUGUUAAUUCUUCAUUGUUAAAUCUUCUUUGUUAAUUUUUCUUGUUAAAUCUUCAUUGGAUCAGAUGGUUCAGGAAGUUUUUUCCUAGCAGCUGUGUUUGUCUUGCUGUAUAUGGUGACACCAUCCUUAAACUUCUCUGUUUCUGUAACGUGAUAACUUUUAAUUUGACAUGGGUUUCCAAGAUUUUUCAUAGCAGUGAUGAGAUAUUAACAGGGGGGCUUGGAACCAUUUCUCUUCUUUCUCAUGGAUUGUCUUAGGUUCUUUUUGGGGUCAUUUGUGACCAUAUAUUAUCUUUCUGGAAUAGUAAUAAUUAAUUGAUUCAAUUAAUUUUUUCAAUGUACUUUAAAAAUAGCUACUGGAAAUAAGGACCUCUGAUAUGGUCCCCAGACUAUUUUGUGCUGUAAUUUGGAAAUCUGUGAUGUGAAGGAACUAGUCAUUUACAGCCUGUUCAUGUUGGGUUUAUUUUAUAUGUGUUUUAUGGACAUGGUUAAGUCAUUUUGCCCAAGUCUUAUUCCUGCUGUAUAGAAAUGUGUAUCUGUGAUCUAUUGUCUCAAACGUAGAUUGAAUCUGGCUUUUUUUUUACUUUUUAUUGAUAGUUGGAGAGGCCGAGGCAUCAAAGUCAAAGACACUGUCAAAAUUGUUUUGCCUUUUUUUAGUGCCUCAGGUUGCUUGCCUUUUUUUUUUUUUUUUUAACUCCUUGUAAACAGGUGUCUUGUGUUUGCUGCAGAAAUGUUUUUGCAGGAUUGUUUAGCGCAGAUAGGAUGGGAUUAUUUGCAAGCCGAGGGAGGAUAUUCCAGGGGAGGCCAUUUAUCUUUGUUUUUCCUAAAAGAGUCUGUGGAAUGCAGCUGUGCUGGGUUCCUGUUUUGAUCUGAUGGACGUGACUGUAAUUACAAGGCAGAGGCUAGAGGCUGACCAAGUCUUAAGGGACCUUCAUGUAGGUGUCCUGAGUGAAGCUGCUUGAUGUCUUUUUUGUUGCAGAUUCCAGCUUGGGUGUCUGUAGUAUGUCCUAAGGGUCCAUGUUCCUGUUUUAGAUUUCUACAUAUAUGGUCGUUUUUUGGAUCUAACCAGUGUUCUUGCACUUUAUGCAGAACUGAGAGAUUUGGCCCAGUCUGCAGUCACUUCAUUUGCACCUUAUUAGGAGCCUACUGAACGAGUCUUCCUAAAAUAAGGAUCUGGCUAGAAUGGUACAGGUGUCUUAUUGGAGAGGCUGAUUGAAUUGGGGAUUGGCACAAAACUGUCUUCCCUGACCAUAGAGAGCUUAUAUGCUUGGCAUAAAUGGAACACCAGAAUUCCAGGGAUCUGCAGCUUGCGAGAUCAACCUUGCUGUGUGCAGUCUAUUUUAAGCAGAAGGACUUGAAAUGAGACUGAUAUUUGUAUGUGGAUCAGCUGGCUAGCUAAGUAUUCCUGCCUGACCCAGACUGUACUUUAGUUAGUUGAUGAUGUAUAUUGUAUUUGUUCAGUAAAUGUGAAAUUAAAAGGGAUUUAUGUUU